AUGACUCAGGAUGCUCAGAGAGCCUUGCAGAUGGACUACCCCUCCAUGCCUCCGGACUGUUACUACCUCGGCUACCUGGAGGAGAUUGCUCUUUCCAUGGUCACCAUCGACACGUGCUAUCAGGGCCUUGAAGGAACAACCGAGAUUGGUCAUGUGAGAACUGGUACCCCCUAUGCUCCUGGAAAGUUCUGUCAGGACACCUACUGCACUGGCAGUGUGGCUCAGCUGAAUUAUGACUGUAUCCCGGAGGAAUGCAGUCAUAGAGGGAUGUGCGACAAUAACAAGAACUGCCAUUGCCACAUGGGCUGGGAUCCUCCAUGGGAAUGUGGGAAGGAGGCCUGCCCUUCCCUGGGUCCUUGUGCCCCCUUGCUUCUGGGCCCUGAGAGGAGCCCCAGACCUGGGAGUCCCAGGUGUUCCCUUUCGGUGAUCAGCACAGAACACAGACACCUCACAAAGGAGUCUGUGCUUGGCUGGGUUUUCUUUGUUGCUCUUUUAAAAGGUGUCCAAUGUGACGUGCAGCUGGUGGAGUCUGGGGGAGACCUGGUGAAGCCAGGGGGGUCCCUGAGACUCACCUGUGUAGCCUCUGGAUUCACCAUCAGUAGCUAUGGAAUGAGUUGGGUCCGCUAGGCUCCAGGGAAAGGGCUACAGUGGGUCUCACGGAUUAAUACUGCUGGAAGUGGCACAUACUACACAGACUCCAUGAAGGGCCGAUUCACCAUCUCCAGAGACAACUCCAAGAACACGCUGUAUCUGCAGAUGAACAACCUGAGGGCCGAGGACACGGCCACAUAUUACUGUGCAAGAGACAUGGUGACUGAUGGCAAAAAAAAGAACCAGAAUAGCUAA
Prionailurus viverrinus (fishing cat) is the source of this 846-nucleotide messenger RNA. RefSeq lists its product as uncharacterized. Gene Ontology annotation, molecular function: immunoglobulin receptor binding; antigen binding. Gene Ontology annotation, cellular component: blood microparticle; immunoglobulin complex, circulating; external side of plasma membrane. Lineage: Eukaryota; Metazoa; Chordata; Mammalia; Carnivora; Felidae. The record is from RefSeq and is a predicted model, not a curated record. Gene Ontology annotation, biological process: innate immune response; complement activation, classical pathway; B cell receptor signaling pathway. The transcript is spliced from 8 exons.